Messenger RNA from Lagenorhynchus albirostris (white-beaked dolphin), 1205 nucleotides. RefSeq names its product proline rich 15 (gene PRR15). The record is from RefSeq and is a predicted model, not a curated record. The transcript has 2 exons. NCBI's taxonomy places the organism in Eukaryota, Metazoa, Chordata, Mammalia, Artiodactyla, Delphinidae. Bases 252 to 641 code for a protein of 129 amino acids.
UUUGAGGGAAAUUUCGGAACUGUUUGACAGGGAUCUAAUGUUUAUGGCUCACCUAUAGCGGGGGCGCGCUUGCUUCCGGGCGCCCUCCUCGCAGGUGCCCUUCUGGACCCGCACAAGCCUCUGCUUCGCGGCUCCCAGCCCGCAGCCCGCUUGCGAGAAGCCGGGGCAGGGCCGAGGUGGACGAGAGAGGCGCCGCUGCCGCUGAGGCCCUUGCCCGCUCGCCGCGCCCCCCGCCACUUGGCCCGCUGGCCAUGGCCGACGGCGGCGGCACAGGCAGCUCGGGCUCCUGGUGGAGUUCGUUAAAGAACAGCAGGAAGAAAAGCAAGGACGCCGCGGGGGGUGCGAAGCCUCCCGCCCAGCCUGACCCCGGGGAACCCGCGGCGCCCGCCCCGCCUGGCCCCGACUGGACUAGCAGUUCCCGGGAGAAUCAGCAUCCCAAUCUCCUCGGAGGCGCCGGCGAGCCCCACAAGCCAGACAAGUUGGGCGGGGAGAAAUCGGGCAACAGCCGCCGAAAUUUGAAGAUCUCGCGCUCGGGCCGCUUUAAGGAGAAGAGGAAAGUGCGCGCCACUCUGCUCCCCGAGGGAGUCAGGUCCUCGGAGGAGGCGAGCUUCUCUGGUGACCCGCACGAGGACAAGCAGUAGCCCGAGCGCUCCGGGACUCUCUUCGCACCACGCCUCCCCAACCCCCAGGUCUAAACCCGAGAAUUCUGCCCCGCCCCUGUUCUUGGAGUCUCAUCCCACCAAAUUCAGAAUAUUCGCACAAGGCCUCCAGAGUUUAUUUUCCUAGAAAUUGACGUGACAAAAUAACGUGUUCCGUAUAUCACGACUCAAGGAUGCAUUAAAUAUUUAUUCGUGGUAAGAGAAGAUACCGCAGAGGAAGUUGGCACAAUUUUUUUCAAAAAACUUCAGUGGCCUCCUUUGCGUCGCCCGUGGGAGUGAGAAGGGUACUUUUGUAAGAGACCUUAGCUCAACUGGAAUUGCGCAGCCCUCCGCUGAGAACGGCAUGCUCUGAUUCCGAACUUGCUAUUGGAAAGCAAAUCACAGUGCUAUCUUUAAUGCCUGAGAAAUGCACUUUAGGAGUACUUUUGUAGACACACCUUAAGUGAAGGGAUGGGAGAGAGCAGGAAGCAUUCUUAAGUAGAAGCAUUUUAAUUAAGGCAGGAUUGCUUUUAAUGUUGAACUGCAAAACUCUACUUGCCUGUUGUA